GUCCCUCCUCCAGCAUGUCAGCUGUGUGUUUAAAGCAAUGUUAGCGAUCUGCGUAUUCCCAGCCCACGUCGGUCCGACCUCUCACUGGACAUAUACUUUUACUUAAAUUUUACCUAACAUAGUUUACGUUUUCGUCGAGCCUCUAUGAACGCUGCGUUAGAACUAUUUAGUAAUUCGGCUUCAAAUGGAUUAACAUUAGCUACCUGUGGCCAAGCUAGCUAAUCAGAAAGACUGAAGUUAGCCAAAGUUAUCUAGCUGUGUUUCUAUGGACCAUUUUUGUAUUUUUUUUUCUUAAAACAUGAAUGUCAAUGACAGCAUCGUAUCUGCUCCGGGGAAGGCAAUUCUCCACGGAGAGCACGCAGUCGUGCACGGAAAGAUUGCACUUGCUGUGAGUUUAAAUCUAAGAACAUACUUGAAGUUGAAAGCCACCACCACUGGCAAAGUUUGCAUCAACCUUCCCAACAUUGACACCUUCCUUUGCUGGGAUGUGUCUGAGCUGAAGAGGCUUACACAGAAUUCAUGUGGCAGGCAGCAGGAUGAGGUGAAACGUCUCGAUGCUGAACUUGUGAAAAGACUGCAUGAGUUUGUUGGUGCAACAAACGGAAACUUAGAUACUUGCAGCAUGGCUACCUUGGCGUUUCUCUACAUCUACCUCUCCCUGUUUAGAGCAAGUGAGCUGCCAAGCUUGACAGUGUCUGUGUGGUCAGAGCUGCCCACUGGUGCAGGACUGGGCUCGAGUGCUGCCUACUCUGUGUGUUUAGCAGCAGCACUGCUUUGCGCAAGUGGAGCCAUUCCCACUCCUCUCAAAGAGUGCGACCACACUGCCAGGUGGUGCCAGGAGGACCUGGAGCUAAUCAACAGCUGGGCCUUUCAAGGCGAGAUGAUCAUCCACGGUAAUCCUUCUGGAAUCGACAACGCUGUAGGGACGUGGGGUGGCAUGCUGAGGUUCUUGGCCGGAAGGAUCAUACCACUGAGCAGGGUGCCCUUAUUGCGAAUCCUUCUCACUAAUACCAAAGUGCCGCGUAGCACUAAGGUACUUGUCGCCAGGGUGAAGGACAAAAUUAACAAGUUUCCCUUGAUUUUGAACUCUGUGCUCGACUCAGUUGAUGCCAUUUCCUGCACUUGUGAGAAAGUCCUUUUAGAAAUGACGAGUGAGCCAAUCACAGGGGAGCACUACAACGUUUUGGAGGAACUCAUUGACAUCAACCAGCACCAUCUGAACGUGAUGGGGGUGGGACACCCGACCCUGGACACCCUGUGUCAGGUCACGCUCGCCAGAGGUCUCCACAGCAAGCUAACCGGAGCAGGCGGAGGCGGCUGUGGCAUCACUCUUCUUAGACCAGAAACGGAGUCCGUUGUAGUCCAGAGUACAAUUCAGGACUUGAAAGACUGCGGCUUUGACUGCUGGGAAACAAGUAUUGGAGGGCCUGGUGUCCAAGCGCAUUCUCCCCUCUCUGUAAAGGAUACUGUUUUAGGAAUUUUAAACCGUUAUUGACUCUCAACUGUGGUCAUGGGUGUGCAAAUGGAAUCUAUUAGAGAGUCACAAGACCUGAGGUGUGCGCUACUGUGACAGUGCACAAAGGGACAUUUUCACGCAAGGCAAAAGUGGAAAAAAAUUCAAUCAUGUAUUUCCUUGACUGAUAACUGGACAAAAAACAUUUUCUGAUGUUUAAGACCAUGUCCACAUGAACACUUUAAAUAACGUUAAAAGGACCUCAUUUCACACGAGUGAAGUUUCAAAAAAGUCUCUAUCCACACGCAAACACACAUUUUGUCCAAUUGGAUGCCGACAAAAAGCAGCUAUAGCUGACUUGGUGGCUUUAUGCCUCUGUUAUUGUGAUAUACUAUGCAUACAUUGACAUGUACAUUAUGGUUAAAAUCAGUCCAGACUUUCACACACCCCAGGAAACAUCAGUCAUGUUUUUUUAAGUGCCCAACAAUCACGCGCAAAAUGAAACCAACACUCGUGGAAUUAUAACACAUUUAAUCAUCUACAUGUCACAUUUAAUCAGUGACAUGUACAUUAUCUUUCAAAUCAGCACAGGAAACAUAUUGAAGGUAGAGCACCCGCACCCCCAUUUGCCAAAUUGAAACCAACAGUCAAUAACACUCGUUGAGUAGAUACAUGCAUGUUCUGUUGUUAUAGAAGGGUUAGAAUCAUAAGAAAAUAUCCCACUUUUCCUAUGACACAAACUUAAAAAGUCUUGCUUGUCAAAGUUGUCCCAUCAGUUGGGUGUCUAAAUGGAAUCUCAUCCAAAAUCGGUGCUGACGAAAGUGUUGCAGCAGAAUUUUCUUUUUUAAUUAAAAACAACAAAAACAAGUACAAUAAAUACUACUACCGGUAUAUAAAAUACUAUGAUACAAAAUAAUAAAGAGGGGCCCAUUUUAAAGAGAGAAGUUAAAAACUUUAAUUAUAUUUUCUGAGGUUUUAAUAACUUUUUUUUAUUGUCCAGUUAAAGGUGCCAGAUAUAGGAAUGUGGCCAGAAAUGGUACUGCUUUCACGGUCAAAAUUCUGUAGUCCCCUCCCACUCUCCAUGACUGAGGUUGCCAGAUACGCAGCCAAAUCCGAGUGCUACUCCUAGGAACUUCAAAUGGCAAUCGACGAGUCCAAAUAUAUAAUAUAUUACACAUCGCAUAGGCCUACUUUGAAGGCAAAGUAAUGCCUUACUUACCUAUCAAGAAGGAAGUUAGAAAGUUUGGCGUCAGAUGAAAAAAUCUUCUCUGCAUUCAAUCGUCUCCAUCUUUCAAAGGCAUCCCCGAUACAAAUCCUCGUUUUGUUCCUGGCUUUGUCAUGAAUAAGUUGAGAAUUGUAACGACGCCUUUUAGAUUUACUAAGGUCUGACAUGUUUAGUAACUUUACCAGUGGCAGUAGCUUGGCGGAGAUGGCGGUGCGUAACUGGCAACCUGGAUGUGACACACUCACGGACUUUCUUAUUGGUCAAACGGUGGCGGGCGGGGCAUCGAAAUGAAAACAAUAAAAACAUUUCGGGGCUGUAAAUCUAAUUUUGAAAUGAGCAUAUCCCGACUGAACUACUGUUAUCAGUUAUAAAGGUAUUGAAAAAGAACAUGAUUUAUUAAUGCCUUUUGACAUAUCAGGGCCAUUUAAUGAUGACUUGACAUGCAAUUGUUACAUAUGACACCUUUAACUAAGCAGAUGAACAUGUCUGUCCAUUUUGAUAAUUUAUUCCUUUAUUUGUGGUGUUGUCUUUGACCAUUUUCAUUUGUGAAUAUAAUAUUUUGCAUAGGUAAUAAUAAAUACGUUUACAAUAUGUUUCACAAUCAAUCAGCGUGUCUGUCAUAUCUAAACAAAACAGAAUUGGUUCCCCUAUACUUAACUGCAAAACAUCCAAACCUGUAAAUAGUGAAUAUUAUCGAAGAGCCACAACAGAACGAUCAUUAACAGCACUUAAGAAUGAUUUAGCGAAACAAAAAUGGGAUUCUGUUUUUCAAACGUUAGAUAUAAAUGCAGCUUAUAAUUUAUUUCAUGACAUUUUUUUCUCACUUUGAUACACACUGCCCCAUCAAAAAAUGCACUAUAACUAACUCCACAAUAGCUCCAUGGAUAACCAAAGGGCUUGCGAACGCUUGCAAAAAGAAAAAAUAUUUAUAUAGGACUUUUUUUUAGGCAUCAAACCAUAGAAACAGAACAAAAGUACAAAACAUAUAAAAAUAAAUUAACCAGCAUAUUAAGAGCAAGCAGAAAAGAAUACACCACCAAACUAUUAAUCCAAAAGAAAAAUUAUAUAAAGGGAAUUUGGACGGUAUUAAAUACAAUUAUUGGGCAUGGUUCAAACAGUCCUUGUUAUCCAGAGUUUUUUGUUGAGAACGACCAAAUCAUAAGUGACAAGUAAAUGAUUGCUGACUGCUUCAAUAUGGUUUUUGUUAAUAUUGGGCCUAAGCUGGCAGAAAAAAAUCCAAUUAAUAAUGAACAGCCCAUGGAACUUAUUGAAAAAAUAUAUAAUUCACUUCACUUAUUGAAAAAAUUUCUUAUUUGAUGUUCCUUACUCCAACUGGAAAAAAGGAAGUUUUAGAGGUUAUUCAGAAAAGCAAGAACAAAACAUCACGUGACAUUUAUGACUUCGACAUGAGGACGGUCCGGAACGUAGCGGAAGAAAUCAUCAAACCAUUUACACACAUUGCAAUUUAUCUUUUCAACUUGGACAAUUUCCUUCACAAAUGAAACUCUCAAAAGUCAUCCCCAUCUUCAAAUCUGGAGACAAACACCACUUCACAAAUUACCGGCCCGUCUACCUUCUGCCACAGUUGUCAAAAAUAUUGGAAAAAGUAUUUGACAAUAGACUCUGUGGCUUCAUUGAAAAGCACAAAUUAUUAUCUCAUUGUCAACAUGGGUUCCGACAAAAUAGGUCAACUUCAUUAGCUUUGAUUGAUUUAAAGAGAACAUUACUAAUGGUAUCGAGAAGAACAAAUUUGUUAUAGGAUUUUUUAUUGACCUGCAAAAGGCUUUCGAUACCAUUGACCACCAGAUUUUGGUAAAUAAACUGGAAAACUAUGGCAUAAGGGGAUUGGCAGGGAAAUGGCUGGAGAGCUACUUGAAUGAGAGACAGCAAAUUGUUCAGAUCGACCAACAUCAAUCUACACUCAUGAACAUAACCUGUGGAGUCCCCCAGGGGUCGAUACUGGGACCCACACUAUUUAUAAUGUACAUCAACGAAAUAUGUUAAGUAUCAACACUGCUGAAGUUCAUCCUCUUUGCUGACGAUACAACCAUUACAUGUGCAGGUGACGACGUGAAGCAACUUCUGGCCUCUGUAACUGAGGAGAUGAUAAAGUUAAAAACUUGGUUUAAUACAAACAAAUUGUCUCUGAAUUUAAAGAAGACCAAAAUCAUGCUCUUUAGCAAUCGCAAAAGUAAUAUGCCCAUCAGGAUUGUUAUUGAUGAUACACCAAUAGAAUAUGUUCAACAAAAUUCAUUCUUAGGAGUGGUAAUAGAUGAAAAUAUCUCAUGGAAGCCUCAUAUAAGUUACCCGAGGACAAAAGUUGCUAAAUGUGUUGGAAUGAUGAGGAGAUCAUGCCAUUUAUUGAACACCAAUGCUCUGCUGUUAUUGUAUCAUUCAUUUAUUAUGUCGUAUUUAAACUAUUGUGUUGAAGUCUGGGGAAAUUGUUAUAAAUCCCAUCUACAGCCUUUAGUCACUCUGCAGAAAAAGGCCAUUAGGAUUGUGUCCAAUGUUCACUACAGACAUCAUUCAAAUCCACUAUUCAUGGAGUUAAAGCAACUUAAACUGCACGAUGUGAUCAACUUUAAAACUGCUCAAAUUAUGUUUAGGGCAUCCCAAAACUCUCUACCAUCCAAUAUAUACUGAACCUAUUCCAGGAUAGAGAUGCUCACCAUAGUUACAGUCUAAGAGGAAACAACAAAUUAUAUUUGCCUAAAUUUAGAACAGCUUUAAAAUCAAUGUGCAUUUCAGUGUGUGGAGUCACUCUGUGGAACAACUUAGUGGACGAGUUAAAAACAUGUUCUAACAUGAUUCAAUUUAAAACACUGUUUAAAAAAGAAGUACUGAAGAAGUACGAGGAGGAAAGAGAGUGAUGCCCUCAGCACAAAGCGAUGGGAGAGAGGUGUAUGGUCAGAGAGUGUUUGGGCCUGUGUGUGUGUGUGUAAGUGUGUUUGUGUGUAUUUUGCCUCGUCUUGUCUCAUACUAACAGUGGUACUAUUGUAUUGUUAGUGUACAGGAGUUUUUCUUGUUUUUGUUUGUAUGGUAUUGUUCUUGUAUUAUAUUGUUUAUGUUAAAUGUGGAAUGAGUGAGAGGGGUUGGGAUAUUAUAAGCAUCUGCUUCAUCCAACCCCUUUUCAAGCCUUGCACAAAUGUCUCUGCCAAGAUGUAAAAAAAAUGUGUUGUACUGUGCAGGUUUGAAAUAAAUACUUCAAUUCAAUUAAACUGUGAUUUAAUUUUAAACUAUUACAGGCAUAAGUGUCGCAUACUCUCCGUUUAAGUUGUACAAAGGCACGUUUUUAAAAGUGAGAGGUUUUAAGGACAAAAAAUUGCGUUAGGGAUGUGCCGAUCCAUCGGCCACCAUUGGUAUCUGCCAGUUUUUGUGAAAAAAAAAAAAGUUUUGUCAUUGCUGAAUAAUGCCUUUGAUGCCCAUCACAAUGGCUGAUUCCCUUUGGCUGACAGCAUUUGUUAUUAGUCCCCCGGCUGACAAGCGGCUAGCAGUAGUGUGGAACCGAGCCCUGAAGUUAAUAAUCACCUCCUGUACUGUAAAUAAACUGAUUUUAUUAGUGUUUUAAGUAUCAUUGUCAAGUACCAUUGUCACUGGUGGACGAGGUUAAACAUGUUUCGGACUGCUAACCUAGCUUGAAACAACACCAACAAAUAAGUAAAGUAAGUAUACACAAAAGUAUAAGAAGUGUAGCUGGAAUCACUUUACAUGAGAAAGUAAGCAGCUAUUAACAGGAAAUUAACAAGGAGAUUAAUAAGAGUCUAGAGAAGAUACUAUAACAACUAUUUAUGUGUCAGCCACCUCCAAAGACAUGCACCUGGGGAUAGGUUGAUUGGCAACACUAAAUUGGCCCUAGUGUGUGAAUGUGAGUGUGAAUGUUGUCUUGUCUAUCUGUUGGCCCUGUGAUGAGGUGGCGACUUGUCCACCUUCCGCCCGAUUGUAGCUGAGAUAGGCUCCAGCGACCCCGAAGGGAAUAAGCAGUAGAAAAUGGAUGGAGGGGCAUUGUUACAGUCAGUCAUUGGCAGGCCGUGCGCUUCCCAACUAGGCCUUCAUUGACGUCCUACUUAGUCCGACUUCAAAAAAUGGAAAAAUAAUAUACAGAAACAUACUUGCGCACUACUGUCCAUUGAAUCACCUCAAUAGCGUACAAAACAGGUUAAUUUUCGGCGCAUCGGGCAAACCCUUUCACCGCCGGGACAGCUUAGCCGGCUUAGCCAGCUUCCGGGGUCCGUGGACCUCGUCUCACAAGAUGUAGUUUCUCUUUAAAUAUUCUUAUUGAAAAUGGCCUUGCAAAUAUUUAUCUGCCACCUAAUCAACAUUUUGCUCUCCUUCUUUGUGGGAUUAAAAAAAAGUACCAAAGAUUUCUUUGCUGGCUCCGGUGCCACUUCCUGCCUUCGCAGAUAACAACUUGUGAUUGGAUACUCACUUGGGAGUGACAAGUGAGUAUCCAAUCACAGUCACGUUUGACAUAAGGCUACCUGGAUGGGCUACUGUCAACAAUUCGUGAUCUGAUUGGCUAUCGCAACUGUCUAUCAACUGAAUGUCGUCUGUUCGUUUACGCUGCACAGCCGCCGCUAAUGUUGAUCCAGAAGGCCUCCAGCAGAAUUCAUCCAGCGCUGGCAACAAGCUCACUGAAAUCUGAUUGGAUAAAAGCUCUAACUUAAAAACAAGCAACACUGGAGCCUAAUAUGCCAUGAAGAGAUUAUGAUGAAUACUUUUAUAUAUUUAUGGAAAGUAAACUAAAAAUAAAUUAAAGGCCUACCGAAAUGAAUUUUUUUUGUUUAAACGGGGAUAGCAGAUUCAUUCUAUGUGUCAUACUUGAUCAUUUCGCGAUAUUGCCAUAUUUUUGCUGAAAGGAUUUAGUAGAGGACGACGACGAUAAAGGUCGCAACUUUUGGUCGCUGAUAAAAAAAAGCUUUGCCUAUACUGGAAGUAGCGUGCCGUCACCGAAGGAAGGACUCCUCACAUUUUCCCAUUGUUUACAAUGCAGCGAGAGAGAUUCGGACCGAGAAAGCGACGAUUACCCCAUUAAUUUGAGCGAGCAUGAAAGAUUCUCUAUUGUGGAUCACGGAUUUGUAUUUUAAACCACCUCGGAUACUAUAUCCUCUUGAAAAUGAGAGUCGAGAACGCGAAAUGGACAUUCACAGUGACUUUUAUCUCCACGACAAUACAUCGGCGAAGCUCUUUAGCUACUGAGGUAACGUGAUAGCAUCGGGCUCAAAUGCAGAUAGAAACAAAAUAAAUAACCCCCUGACUGGAAGGAUAGACAGAAAAUCAACAAUACUAUUAAACCAUGGACAUGUAAAUACACGGUUAAUAAUUUCCAGCUUGGCUAAGCUUAACAAUGCUGUUGCUAACGACGCCAUUGAAGCUAACUUAGCAACGGGACCUCACAGAGCUAUGAUAAAAACAUUAGCGCUCCACCUACGCCAGCCAGCCCUCAUCUGCUCAUCAACACCCGUGCUCACCUGCGUUCCAGCGAUCGACGGAAGGACGAAGGACUUCACCCGAUCAUCCGUGCGGUCGGCGGCUAGCGUCAGCUAGCGCGUCUGCUAUCCAAGUAAAAGUCCUCCUGGUUGUGUUGCUACAGCCAGCCGCUAAUACACCGAUCCCACCUACAACUUUCUUCUUUGCAGUCUUCAUUGUUCAUUAAACAAAUUGCAAAAGAUUCACCAACACAGAUGUCCAGAAUACUGUGGAAUUUUGAGAUGAAAACAGAGCUUUUUUGUACUGGAUUCAAUGGGGUACCAAUACUUCCGUUUCAACGAUUGACGUCACGCGCAUACGUCAUCAUAUAUAGACGUUUUCAACCGGAAAUUUAGCGGGAAAUUUAAAAUUGCACUUUGUAAGUUAACCCGGCCGUAUUGGCAUGUGUUGCAAUGUUAAGAUUUCAUCAUUGAUAUAUAAACUAUCAGACUGCGUGGUCGGUAGUAGUGGGUUUCAGUAGGCCUUUAAGUUUUAAUCAUAUGUGAUCAUGAUUUAUGUUAGGCCAGCAGAGAAGGUCUUGCUGGCCCUGACGGCACACCACUGCUGUCAGUACAUGUCAUGUAAGAGGAGGGCGGAUCGAACAAAAACAUUGAUUUCAAAGGUAGUAUCCAUUUGUGAAACAUAGUUGGGUGAUAAGGUUGAUAUUUGUAUUUUCUUAAUUUUUUUUAUUUUUUUAUUUUUUUUUGCUACUUUUGUUCAUGUUUACAAACUCAAGAAAUAAUAUCCUGGACAAUUGAGGGCAACGACCAAAGGAUUAUAAAAUACGUUUUUGGAUUUAGUUAUUGACUUUGUUUUGCCUGAUUAUAUGUAAUGACAGAGAAUUAAGGAACUAGUUUAAAUAAUGUGUUGACAUUUUUGAACUGUCAAUAGCACUCACCAUAUAUAAAUUGAAAACAUUACACUGUAUGUGAUCGGUAUUGGUAUCAGCUGAUAUCACUGAUCGGAACAUCCCUAGUUAGCGUGUGGAUAAGAGGCCAACACUUAUAGAAAAGUAUGAGUUUUUAAAGUGUGCGUCUUCAUGUGAACAUGGCUCAACCCUAAUCUUCCUUAUAACUUCCUUUUUCCACACCGAGUGACUGUUUUUAAUUUAGUGUGAAACUCCCCCACUGAAGAACUGUUCAAAAUAAAAUCAUUUGUAAUGAACUCUUUGGCCACUAGAUGGCGAUAUAGUAGCGCAAACCCUUCCUGAUGGUGCGGCUACUGGUGCAGCACUUGCACAAUUACCUUCAUAGUUAUCCAGAUGUUUACCA
Molecule: messenger RNA, 9415 nt
Organism: Entelurus aequoreus (snake pipefish)
Lineage: Eukaryota; Metazoa; Chordata; Actinopteri; Syngnathiformes; Syngnathidae
Gene: mvk
Product: mevalonate kinase
Exons: 10
Coding region: 299-1495 (398 amino acids)
Biological process (GO): cholesterol biosynthetic process; isoprenoid biosynthetic process
Cellular component (GO): cytoplasm
Molecular function (GO): mevalonate kinase activity; ATP binding
Source: RefSeq, a predicted model, not a curated record